CAUCGUUGAACGGCGUGCUAAACGCAAGGGAGAACGUGGAAGUUCGAGGGAAUAGAGAUCGACGUUGACGAGAAGCUGGAAAUCAUCAGUUCCACAGAUAUAACAACAAGAUGUCCUUCAUUGUCACCACUUUGUUUGUCCUCUGCAUUUCACAUUCUGCACUAAUAGGUAUCAGUUCUGGUGUCACUUUGGAAUCCUCUAGUGCGGAGAAUGGCGUUGCAUAUAUGUUGGUUGGUCAAGGAGCCACCAGGAUGGUAUGCAACACGAGCAAGGUCAGCUCAAGUUCCCAAGUCGUUCCCAAGUUCUAUCACGGCUCCACGUUGCUGGACGCUACAACACUUGAUCACGAAAACAUGAGAAUUACUAAUAAGAACAUAUUACACAUUCGAUCUAUAGAAGGAAAUUACAGCUGCUGCAUCAACGUCCAACAGGUGGACCACUGUAGUAACUCCAUUAGAGUCAUAGUCUUCGAUGUGCCUGUGAUAACUUUGCUCACUACAAGGAAGAUGACAGUGGCAGUGGGCAGCAAUGUCACCAUCUCGGCCACAGUGUCUGGAAACAACGUGCGAUGGCUUGCAAUGUGGGAGUUUGGGGUGAAUCCAUUAUGGGAAUCAGCUGAACAACUCGAUUUUACACAGAAACGGCAGUGGACAGUCAAACUGAGUAUUAAUAGUCUUAGUUACACAGACCAGGGCACCUACAGACUUGCAGUCAGUAAUAAAUACGCAACACGAAAAAUGAGCCCACAGGUCGAGCUUACCAUACAAGCAGAACCUCCUGGAAUUCCUUCCAAUCUCACAGUCAAGGCCAUUUCGACACAAAGUGAUACCGAUUGUCGACUUUUUCUAAGAUGGACAACUGUUCGACAAGCAGACGAUUACACACACAACAGACCACCUGACAAGUUCAUCGUCAGCUACCAAAUCAUGGGAGACCCGAAACAAGAAUGGAAAGAAAGAGUAGUGAAGGAUGUGAAAGAGGCUACACUUGUUGGUCUUCCUCCUUGUACUACAUUCAACAUCAUGGUCAUCGCCUGUAAUACAGUUGCAUGCAGCCUCUCCAGCCAAAGUGUUAGAUACACGACAAAGCCCAGCCAUUCAUCAACAUGGCUGGAAGAUAGGUUAGCCAUAGAUGAAGACUCAAGUACGUUACUAUUCAGGAACGGACACAACACUCGACAGCUUUGUGUUCCUCGCUUUUACACUCCCAACAUUACAUCACACUUAUGCACUCAGUUGUCUUCAACUAGGGUCACUCAUUCAGGAGUAAUCACUUUGGAAUUCCAGUGCCAACAAAAGUCUGACGACUUGACACAGUGUGCAUUCAAAUGUCCGAAGGUUGCCAAAGUGUGUGGACAAAAUGAAACGAUUGUCUAUUUGCAAGAUAUCUGUGGACAUGAUGAUCAUCAUUCUGAUUUGAAGCCAACUCAAGAUGUGCUUUCGCCUACACAAACGAGGAAACCCGACACCCACAACAUUUCAACUAUUGUACUCAUUCUGGCAAUGGUGUGCAGCAUUCUUGUAACAAUCAUAAUCAUGGCUGGGAUAUUCUUCUACUACCUCCAUCGAAAGCAGAACAAUCAGUAUAUGACUGGUAGUUCAAGUUAAUUAACAUAGCAGUCAACUGUUGUCUACUACCUGUCUAUCUGCGGUAUAUAUCUAUUUAUCUUUAUUAUUAAAUUGGUUCAAAAUAGA
Messenger RNA from Corticium candelabrum, 1694 nucleotides. RefSeq lists its product as uncharacterized. The record is from RefSeq and is a predicted model, not a curated record. Gene Ontology annotation, molecular function: protein binding. The coding region runs from base 111 to 1607 and encodes 498 amino acids. The transcript has 7 exons. Lineage: Eukaryota; Metazoa; Porifera; Homoscleromorpha; Homosclerophorida; Plakinidae.